This is a messenger RNA of Trichechus manatus latirostris (Florida manatee), 273 nucleotides long. It is a transcript of the gene SMIM9, whose product is annotated as small integral membrane protein 9. The record is from RefSeq and is a predicted model, not a curated record. The coding region runs from base 1 to 273 and encodes 90 amino acids. The transcript is spliced from 2 exons. NCBI's taxonomy places the organism in Eukaryota, Metazoa, Chordata, Mammalia, Sirenia, Trichechidae.
AUGGAAUUCCAGAAACUACUGAGCAUAGGAUUUCUCCUAUGCUCUCUGACUUGCAUCUUGUUGGAGACUGUGGUUUCCUUUUCACCUUUAUCUGCCUUUGAAAUGCAAGACAAAGCAGAAUCUAAACCACGUUCAAGGGAAAACCACAGGUCCUGGCUAGGCAACUUCAGGGAUUAUUUGUGGGAUCUCGUCAAGAGCUCCAUCCCUCCAGCAGCCAUUUUUGCUUUUCUUAUCACCACAGCACUAAUGGCGACCCUCUGCUGCCUCACGUAA